Messenger RNA from Nicotiana attenuata, 738 nucleotides. Its product is annotated as protein LURP-one-related 4-like. Bases 21 to 623 code for a protein of 200 amino acids. The transcript has 3 exons. The record is from RefSeq and is a predicted model, not a curated record. NCBI's taxonomy places the organism in Eukaryota, Viridiplantae, Streptophyta, Magnoliopsida, Solanales, Solanaceae.
UACUCUCUAAUGCUUUUGCAAUGGCUAGAAUUUAUCCUAUGACAUCUUCUUCUUCUUCUUGUUCUUCCUCAAACUCAUACAUGACAUCAAAAAGAGAAACAUUUACUUUAUGGAUGAAAUCUCUAGUCUUCCAUGGAAAUGGCUGCACUGUUUUUGAUUCAAAUGGUCGAAUUGUUUACAGAAUUGACAACUACAACAAAAAAUCUAGCAGUGAAGUUCAUCUCAUGGAUCUACAGGGGAAAGUUCUCUUUUCUCUACGUAAAAAGAAAUUCUCACUUUGCGGACAUUGGAAUGGCUAUAAGAUGGAUGAGGAAAUACCAUGUUUUGAAGUAAGAAAAAAUGGACAUGUACUCUGGGGAGAGUUAAAAUACGACGUUAUUUUUGGGUGUGAUAUUGCUGAUUCAGACAGCUAUAGGAUUGUUGCUUUACCAGGCAAACCAGGCUUCAAAAUUGUCAGCAUAGAUAACAGACUUAUUGCAGAGGUAAAGCAAAAGCAAUCAUCUUCAAAUUCAGCAGUUCAAUUUGGGGAAGAUGUAUUAAGUCUAGUGGUGGAGCCACACGUUGAUCACUCACUAGUCAUGGCUCUUGCGACUGUUUAUGGUUUGAUCCAACAUAUGCUGUGAAUACCAUGAUUUUCCACAGUAAGAGAGUUUUUUUAUUUUUUUUGCCUGAAUAUAAGCGGAUGUACGUUUUUCUUCUUCUUUAUUACUUCAAAAAUUCUUUACAAAUGUAACUAGG